Nerophis ophidion (straightnose pipefish) is the source of this 2953-nucleotide messenger RNA. It is a transcript of the gene laptm4b, whose product is annotated as lysosomal protein transmembrane 4 beta. The transcript has 7 exons. The coding region runs from base 192 to 872 and encodes 226 amino acids. Gene Ontology annotation, cellular component: lysosomal membrane. NCBI's taxonomy places the organism in Eukaryota, Metazoa, Chordata, Actinopteri, Syngnathiformes, Syngnathidae. The record is from RefSeq and is a predicted model, not a curated record.
GCUGUUAGUUUGAAGUCCAGUCCUGCUUCUCCUCCAUCGGGCGAAUAUCUUUCCGUGCACCCUCCAUGUAUCACAAAGGACGACAAUCAACUAUCUUUUUAUUUUGAUACAUUUAAAAAAUACUAUCCAUCCGAGUAGCCUUCAUGUAAUUUGUGGUUAUUAUUUCUUUCAAUUUUAAUAACGGACCAUUCAUGAUGAUUUCGCCGUGGGACCGGUGGUACUCGACGAGUUGCUGCCUUUGCUGCCAUGUCCGGACCGGAACCAUUAUUUUGGGGAUUUGGUACAUGCUCAUCAACGCGGUGGUCUUACUCAUACUGUUGUCGGCUCUCAAUGACCCCGUGCAGUACCGCUACCACCUCACCAGCUCCGAGCUGGGGACCGACAUAGAUGUCAUGGACGACGCAAAUAUCUGCAUAGCAACCGCCAUAUCCCUCCUAAUGAUUCUUAUAUGUGGCAUGGCGACAUACGGCGCAUACAAGCAACACGCCGCCUGGAUCAUUCCAUUCUUCUGCUAUCAAAUCUUUGACUUUGCCCUUAACACCUUGGUGGCCAUCAGCGUGGUGGUGUACCCCAACACGGUGCAGGACUACCUCCAGCAGCUGCCGGGGACUUUCCCUUACAAAGAGGACAUCAUGUCCACCAAUAAUAUGUGCCUCGUCUUUGUAGUCCUUCUCUUCAUUGGCUGCAUCCUCUCCUUCAAGGCCUACCUGAUAGGCUGCGUGUGGAACUGCUACAGAUACGUGAGCGGCAGAGGGACCACCGAGGUCCUUGUUUACGUCACUACGAACGACACGACGGUUCUGCUGCCACCGUACGAGGAGGUCGUGGCCAUCCCGCCUAAGGAGCCUCCUCCCCAGUAUGUGGAGACAUGAGACCCCACUCCUUCACUGCCACUUCCGUUUAUUCCUUAAAUCCCGUAUGCUGCUUGCAGCGUGGAGUUGUGACUCCUCACAACAUUAGGUUAGCGGCCCCUUGAGACUAGCGACUCUUUUACGCCCUCCCCUCCUUAGGUUGCUGUGUUGUAUUGCCCUUCCCCGCCCCCAAGGAUGUGCACUUUGCAUUCUUCUUGAGUCGGCCACCAACUGUUAGCCUUCCGAUACUGUGAAUCAGCAAGAGCACUUUUUUCCUCCCCCUGAAGAAAAAAAGAUGAAUUCCCUCUUUGAAUGUAACUUCGGGGUAUUUUUGUACGACUUUUUUUAGUAUCGCGGUGGAAAAAAGGAGGCGAAGGCGUAACAUUGUGUUGUCCUGCAGGAAAUCAGGUUGCUCGACCAAUUAAGUCUUCCUCUCGACACUGGGAAAGGAUUGGUGUAUCAUGUGACCAAAUCAGCAAGCGACGUCUUCAUUGUUGUGUCUUUUAUUUUACCCACAUGUGGUCGGCCAGUUGGACUUGAGGGGAUUUUCCCACAAUGAUGGCGUGAUUCUGGCGUGUCGUAACAUGUGAGUCACUCAUGCAGUACCUUAUUUCACAACAACGAUGGAUGGGAUCAAAGGCAAAUUAGCAUAGGAAAGCACAAAUAUCAUAUAAUCCAAUUGGUAGUAUUUUAAAAAUUGUAUUAGAACUCUAUCAAACAGUCUAUGCAAGAAGAGUUCAUUUAAAAAACAAAUGGCAUAAAUGUAGUUGGUCAUGUAGCCUUUAUGCGAGUCAUGAGUGCCAUUGCACUUGAAAGUCAGCUUACAUUGUGACAAAAAAGGUGUUUGGUGGGAGAAAUCUGCAGGUCAGUUUAAAGGCCUACUGAAAUGAGAUUUUCUUAUUUAAACGGGGAUAGCAGGUCCAUUCUAUGUGUCAUACUUGAUCAUUUUGCGAUAUUGCCAUAUUUUGGCUGAAAGGAUUUAGUAGAGAACAUCCACGAUAAAGUUCGCAACUGGAGAAAAGCCCUGCCUCUACCGGAAGUUGCAGACGAUGACGUCACAUGUUGAUGGCUCCUCAUAUAUUCACAUUGAUUUUAAUGGGAGCCUCCAACAAAAUCAGCUAUUCCGAACGAGAAAACGACCAUUUCCCCGAGGAUGAAAGAUUCGUGUUUGAGGAUAUUGAUAGCAACGGACUAGAAAAAAAACAAGUUAAAAAAAAAAACGCGAUUGCAAUCGCGUUGCAUUGAGACAGAUUCAUAUGAUUUUAGAGACAUUUACUAGGAUAAUUCUGGGAAAUCCCUUAUCUUUCUAUUGUGUUGCUAGUGUUUUAGUGAGUUUAACAGUACCUGAUAGUCGGACGUGUACGUCCACGGCCGGGUGUUGACGCUCAGUGUCUCGGGGAAGUCGACGGCAGCUGUACAGGAGGCACAAGCUCAGCUGAUAUCCGGUAAGUGGCGACUUUUUAACCACAAUUUUCUCACCGAAACCUGCUGAUUGACAUGUAGUCGGGAUCCAUGUCCGCUCUGAUCCACAGGAAAGUUUCACCUCUGUGAAUUUUAAACAAGGAAUCACCGUGUGUUUGUGUGGCUAAAGGCUAAAGCUUCCCAACUCCUUCUUUCUACUUUGACUUCUCCAAUAUUAAUUGAACAAAUUUGCAAAAGAUUCAGCAACACAGAUCUCCAAAAUACUGUGUAAUUAUGCCGUUAAAGCAGAUGACUUUUAGCUGUGUGUGUGUGCAGCGCUCAUAUUCAUAACAGCCUGUGACGUCACGCGCACACGUCAUCAUUACGCGACGUUUUCAGGAAAAAAUUCCCGGGAAAUUUAAAAUUGCAAUUUAGUAAACUAAAAAGGCCGUAUCGGCAUGUGUUGCAAUGUUAAUAUUUCAUCAUUGAUGUAUAAACUAUCAGACUGCGUGGUGGGUAGUAGUGGGUUUCAGUAGGCCUUUAAUACUCAACGGAGUAACUUUUUGAGAGUUCUGAGUGAGAUACCUCAAUUGAGCCCUUGUUCGUCCCUCCUUUGGUCAGAUCCUGUAAAACAUCCUAUUGUUGGGAGUUUUGUCAGCUCAUGUCCUCAGUUGUAAAUAAAUGAUACAAGUAAAUGCUGA